Mercurialis annua (annual mercury) is the source of this 1187-nucleotide messenger RNA. RefSeq lists its product as uncharacterized. The transcript is spliced from 3 exons. NCBI's taxonomy places the organism in Eukaryota, Viridiplantae, Streptophyta, Magnoliopsida, Malpighiales, Euphorbiaceae. The record is from RefSeq and is a predicted model, not a curated record. The coding region runs from base 53 to 1036 and encodes 327 amino acids. Gene Ontology annotation, molecular function: protein-folding chaperone binding. Gene Ontology annotation, cellular component: cytosol.
UGAGCUAAAUAAGUUAAUUUUGAGCAAAAAAAUUUAAUCUUUAUAAGAAAAUAUGGGGAUGAAUUAUUAUAAGAUUUUAAAAGUAGAUAAAAAUGUUAAAGAUGAUGACUUGAAGAAAGCUUAUAGACAACUUGUUAUGAAAUGGCACCCUGAUAAGAACCCCACUAACAAAAUGGAAGCUGAAUCCAUGUUUAAACAGAUCUCUGAGGCUUAUGAGGUUCUUAGUGAUCCCCAAAAAAGAGAAGUGUAUGACCAAUAUGGUGAAGAGGGUCUAAAAGGCCAAGUUCCACCCCCUGAUCCUACUGCUGGAGAUAUUCCUUCAUCGUUCGGAUUCAACUACCGUAGAGCAGAUUCUAUCUUUGCUGAUGUUUACGGGCAUUCAAACUCGUUCGGAGCCAAUAGAGGAUCAAGUUUUUUCGCAAAUGGAAUAUUUGAUGAUGAUAUAUUUGGGUCUAUUGGUGGAGGAGGAAGAGGAUCAAUGCAUCAGACUGGCCCUAGAAAAGAUCCUCACAUUGAGAGUAAAAUGCUUUGUAGUCUUGAGGAGCUGUACAAUGGGGCUACUAAGAAGCUGCAGAUUUCUAGAGAGAUUGUUGAUGCGAAGGGCAAGACUACGAACGUGCAGGAGGUCUCAGAAAUUCACGUAAAGCCGGGCUGGAAAAAGGGCACGAAAAUUACCAUACCGGAGAAAGGGAAUAAGUAUCCAAAUGUCAUACCGGCUGAUCUUAUCUUCAUACUAGAAGAAAAACCGCAUCCUGUGUUCACUCGUGAGAGAAAUGACUUGAUCAUUACUCAAAAGAUUUCGUUAACUGAAGCCUUGACGGGUUACACUGUCCAUUUGACUCACUUAGAUGGACGGAAUUUAUCGAUUCCAGUUAACGAUGUGAUUAGUCCGAGUUACGAGGAGGUUAUCCGGAAAGAAGGGAUGCCCCAUAAAGACCCAAUAAAGAAGGGAAAUCUGAGGAUUAAGUUCAGCAUCAAGUUCCCGACUAGACUAACAUUAGAACAGAAAGCAGGAAUCAAAAAGCUUCUUACUUGAUAAGAUCAACUAACUUCAGGGGCAGACAUUUUUUUGUGAAUACAAGUAGAAUGAGAUAUUAUGAAGUGGUUUUUAAAUUUAUGUGACUUAGCAGUUAGAUCAUGAGAGUUUCAGUUUGGAUAGUAUGUGAAGUUUUAAGGUUUGUGGCAUC